Molecule: messenger RNA, 570 nt
Organism: Penicillium lagena
Lineage: Eukaryota; Fungi; Ascomycota; Eurotiomycetes; Eurotiales; Aspergillaceae
Exons: 1
Coding region: 1-570 (189 amino acids)
Source: RefSeq, a predicted model, not a curated record
AUGCCUGGUUUUCCAGUAAAUGCGGCCUCUCCUAUGCUCCAGCAAGAUUUCGAAGAUCGUGAAGUCCUGGAGCUGGAUUUUACUUCGACAGGGAUUAAUAUUGGGCGGUUCGCUGCGUAUGAUUAUUUUGACGACGGGAGCUUCUACAUUUUAGACACACCAGGCCACAUGGUCGGGCAUAUAUAUGGUUUUGCGAGGACAUCAGUAUCACCUUCCACGUUUAUCCUGAUGGGAGGCGAUGCAGCCCACCAUGCUGGCGAGUUUCGGCCAUCUGAAUAUCUCCCAGUGUCCCAAAAUAUUUACCCAUUUCCAGCAACCGAAUCUUGCUGCUCAUGCUUCCCGAGUGAUUUGUUUCUCUCACUUCAUCCGUACAGGAGCCGGACCAAGCCAUUCUAUUCGCUCACGCCAGACUUCAAUCACAAUCUGGAAUUAGCCAACUGGACUAUUGCUGGCUUGCAAGAGCUGGACAGCUUGAACAACGUCUGGGUGAUUAUUGCCCAUGAUUCGACACUCAUUGAAAACGUCGCAUUCUUUCCACAUAACUUGAACAACUGGGGUAAUAUGCAGUAA